Messenger RNA from Nanorana parkeri, 1462 nucleotides. RefSeq names its product junctional adhesion molecule 2 (gene JAM2). The record is from RefSeq and is a predicted model, not a curated record. NCBI's taxonomy places the organism in Eukaryota, Metazoa, Chordata, Amphibia, Anura, Dicroglossidae. Gene Ontology annotation, biological process: leukocyte tethering or rolling. Bases 60 to 941 code for a protein of 293 amino acids. Gene Ontology annotation, cellular component: cell surface; protein complex involved in cell adhesion; tight junction. The transcript has 10 exons.
GCUGCCCUGGAUGUGAACUCCGCUCCUGUCUCUGCUCUCCUCUCUCUGUCUCUGGGACGAUGUCGGCUCGCCUCUUCUUUCUGGGAUACUUUGUGGCUCUUUGCUGUCAGCGGUCGUUUGGUGUGAUCGUGGAAUCAGAAAACCUUGAUGUCAGAGAACUGGAGUUUGGAGAGGCAAUUCUCAGCUGUAGAUAUAAACUGGAAAAGGAUCAGGAUGUUAGGCUCGAGUGGAAAAAAAUGGGUCCCAAUGGAGAAGUCUCCUUUGUUUAUUUUAAAAAUGCUUUAUCAGGUGACUUACAGACACGAGCAGAGAUGAUGAGCUCCAGUAUCAGGAUUAAAAACCUGACAAGAGGAGACUCUGGGAAAUAUCGGUGUGAAGUCAGCGCUCCUCGAGACAACAAAAACUUCCAUGAAAUCAUCAUCACGUUAAACGUCUUAGUGGCCCCGAGCAUUCCAGUGUGUGAUAUUCCAAGCUCAGCUAUGAGCGGCAGUGCCGUAGAACUGAAAUGUGGGGAGAAGGAAGGGAACCCAGCUUCCGAAUAUCGGUGGUUCAAAGACGGUUUACCUUUGGAUAACCAGAACCCGAACUCCAGAUCUGUCAAUGUGACCUAUAAAGUGGAUAAAACCACAGGCACUCUGCACUUCAGCACCGUCACCAAACAAGAUACAGGAGAAUACUACUGCGAGGCCAGUAAUAGGAUCGGCAAAUCACAGAGGUGUCUUGGAAAAAAAUUGCAAGUUGAGGACUUGAACUGGGCUGGGAUCAUAUCAGCAGCAGUGAUUGUGGGAGUUCUCAUCAUUUUAUGUGGCUGUGGUGUGUGCUAUGCUCAGAGGCGAGGAUACUUCUCUGGUGGGAAAUCCUCUGACAGGAAAGAAGGUUCUCACAUGUCAGCAUCACAAAAGGAAAAUGAUUUCAAGCACACCAAGUCCUUUGUCAUAUGAGGGGCCACUUUGUAAAGGCAGCCAUUUUGACCGCGAUGUUUCUUGAAUGGCAUGCUCCAUUGUCAAUAAGACGGACUUGAAAAGAAUAUCUAUUUUUACAGAAAAUGUAAAUUACCAUGUUCAGAAGAGGAAACCAUUUGUGCUUUAAUGUGAACGGCCAAAUCAGCAUGGGGACAGCGAUCGUCAUUGAGUCUUUUGCUACUGUGACAAGAAGGCCACCCUGCAGCUUCAGACUCUUCCCUGCUAUAAAUUACCGUGCAGUGUUCUAGUAGUUUCCUAUACAUACUUCAUAGACAGAGCUCACGUGUAUAGAGAGAAAUUCAGAGCUCAAUGCUUAGCCUAAUAUAGAAGAGAAUCUCAAUCAUAUGUGUCACCUAACACAAGGAGAGAUAUUAGUAGGGCAGGCAGUUUAGGAGGCCUUGUACUGAAGCUAGUCCUUUAGUAUUCUAACUUCUGGAUGGAAAGCAUUGUUAUAAAAAUGUUCACCAAAUGCAACCUAAAACAAGGGAGCUGUAACAGAA